AUGCUCGAUCGCGGUGGAAUUCCAGCAAUUGUUUUCUUAGUUUUGUAUGGAGCACUCUGUUCUUGGGUGAGUCUACUUCUAUUUACCAAGCGAGUAUCUUGGAAGUCUCGCUACACUAGCAUUUUCAUCCAUACGAUCUUGAGAUUGGCCGCUCAGAUUUGUGGAAUAGGGUACGCGGUGGCCGGUGUCGAGCACUACCAGUGGCUCAUUGCGUACUUCGUGUUUGGAGCGGAGGGAUACUUCAGUCUUGUAUGGUGCGUUUUCCGAUUUCUGAUCGCUUUCCAAAAUGAGCUACUGGGCGAAUCUUGGAUAGAGCCCAGACGGCAGGGAAGAACGCUCCGCGAAUACUAUAAAGUCUCCGUGAGGUACCCUGUGCUUUAUUUCCAUUAUAGCUUGGCCGCUGCUAACGCACUGAUCAUCGUGGGUUCCGUACAAGGGGUUAACUCGCACUCGCCGAGUCAGGCUUCCAAGCAGGUUGAAAGCGGCCGUACCUUGCGGGACGUUGGAACCGCCCUUUUUAUCGCGUGGGUAGGGGUUUUUGCCCUCUUCUGCGUCCGCACGUAUCCAGCAGUACAGAAUCGCAGCCAGAAACAUUUCCUCCACAUUUUGAGCUUUACUGUUUUGCCACUUACGAUUCGAGGAGCUUUUGGAAUUCUUGCAACGGAGAUUAACCAGUGGAAUUAUGCUCUGCCUGACAGCUAUGAUAACCAAGGUCUGAAGCCUGGCCCGCUUGCUGCGGAGUAUGUUUUGGGCACGUUCAUGGAAUGGUUGACCUGUUUUUUACUUUUGUGCACUGGCCUUUUGUCAUGGUUCACUGAAAAGCAUUCGGUUGAUUCGGUCAGUCCCGAAAAUAAUAGUUCUAAACCGGAUGGCGCGAGUAGAAUGUAA
This is a messenger RNA of Lachancea sp. 'fantastica', 888 nucleotides long. The record is from the annotation of a GenBank genome assembly. Lineage: Eukaryota; Fungi; Ascomycota; Saccharomycetes; Saccharomycetales; Saccharomycetaceae.